This is a messenger RNA of Drosophila elegans, 486 nucleotides long. RefSeq lists its product as uncharacterized. The annotation marks the transcript as partial. NCBI's taxonomy places the organism in Eukaryota, Metazoa, Arthropoda, Insecta, Diptera, Drosophilidae. The transcript is spliced from 3 exons. The record is from RefSeq and is a predicted model, not a curated record.
CUACAGAACGUUUCAAAGUUCGAAUUUACGAAUGUACAAUGCACUUCUUUGGAUAAACAAUUCGAUGAAUUCGAACAUUGCUAUCUGAAGUCGGUUAAUCGAACCUACAAAUACGUUUACAUGAAAGUAAAUUUAUUCAAGACUCCCGUGAAAAAGAUAAAGAUAAAUCUAUCGCUGCAAAAACGAUUUAAUGGAUAUAGACCUUUCUUAUUCAAUAUUACUGUGGAUGCCUGUAGACUUCUGCUGAAUCCUUCAGCUAACCCAACGUUUAAUUACUUUUACGGAUUUCUGGGAAACCAUACAAACGUGAAUCACCCCUGUCCAUUUGAUCAUGAUCUAAUCUUUGAUAAAAUUACAACCAAUUUAAUAAGCCACCGGAUGUCUAAAAUUUUACCCUUUCCCGAAGGUGAUUAUCUUAUGGAAGUCAAUUGGUUUGCUUAUGACAUAAAUAGAGCUAUCACAAAGUUUUAUGGCACUCUAUCUUAG